This is a messenger RNA of Humulus lupulus (European hop), 708 nucleotides long. RefSeq lists its product as uncharacterized. NCBI's taxonomy places the organism in Eukaryota, Viridiplantae, Streptophyta, Magnoliopsida, Rosales, Cannabaceae. Bases 1 to 708 code for a protein of 235 amino acids. The record is from RefSeq and is a predicted model, not a curated record. The transcript has a single exon.
AUGGCCACCACGAGCUCACAAGAGCCUCUCAAAAAAAUCCCCAUGAUACAUGAGAUCGCGGAGCUCAUCAAGGAACAAGAACAGGCAUCCAAAAUUCAUAGGAGAAUGGAAGAAAGGGUGAAGCGAUAUAGAUCAUUAGGCCACACAGUCAACCUUGUCACUUCGGAGGACAGAUGCUAUCCAGCCUCUGCAAUCACCUUCACAGAAGAUGACUUGCGGGGAGUGCACCUACCCCAUGACGACCCUUUAGUCAUUUCGUUACAGGUCGACCAUUGCCAGUUGGGAAGAGUUUUGAUCGAUGGGUGCAGUGGGGUUGAUAUUCUCUUCUGGGAAGCCUUUCAGAAGAUGGGACUCGAAGAAAGUCAGAUCAGGCCCUAUGUUGCACCAAUCUUGGGAUUUAACAGCCAAAGGGUAUACCCGAAAGGCGUUGUUAGAUUAAACGCGGUAGCUGCAGAACGCACCUUGCCAAUGGACUUCCUCAUCGUGGACUCCAUCACAAGCUACAAUGCCAUCAUGGGAAGGAGUUGGAUCCACAGAAUGCAGGGAGUGGUCUCAACGUUGCACCAAGUUAUGCGGUGCCACUCACCCAACAGCCGGUAUACAAUCGACAUAAAAGGGUGUCAGAAGCAGGCCAAGAAAUGCUUCCUUACCCUAAAAGAGAUAAAUGAUUUUGGCACCUCCUCUCCUGACGACAACCCCACCAAAUAG